Austrofundulus limnaeus is the source of this 2698-nucleotide messenger RNA. It is a transcript of the gene chrne, whose product is annotated as cholinergic receptor, nicotinic, epsilon. Gene Ontology annotation, cellular component: postsynaptic membrane. Bases 120 to 1670 code for a protein of 516 amino acids. The record is from RefSeq and is a predicted model, not a curated record. The transcript is spliced from 12 exons. Gene Ontology annotation, molecular function: transmembrane signaling receptor activity; acetylcholine-gated monoatomic cation-selective channel activity. NCBI's taxonomy places the organism in Eukaryota, Metazoa, Chordata, Actinopteri, Cyprinodontiformes, Rivulidae. Gene Ontology annotation, biological process: monoatomic ion transmembrane transport.
UGAGGGGUGGGGGAUUUAAGGCUCUUCCCCUCGUCGUUACUCUCACCGUCUUUCACUCCCUCACACUUUAUAUUUAAACACAGUGUGGUGGCGUGGAUUAGAGCCAUCUUGAAACAACCAUGGCUGYGUGUGGGUUUGGGUUAUUUUUCGGAGUUUUAAUGGUUUUGGGGACCAUGAAAGUGGAAUGUAACGAGGAAUCAAUUCUGAUCAAAGACAUAUUCCGAGGCUACAACAAGAACAUUCGUCCAGUGGUUAAUCCUGAGGACAAAGUUCAAGUUCAGAUCAAGCUGACGCUCACUAAUCUUAUCUCCCUGAAUGAAAAGGAGGAGACUCUUACAACCAACGUGUGGAUUGAGAUUCAAUGGUCUGAUCAUCGCCUCGCCUGGAACGAAACUGAGUAUCAUGGGAUCGGACUGAUUCGUGUCCCGUACAACACAGUCUGGCUUCCUGACAUAGUCCUGGAGAACAACAUUGAUGGAAAGUUUGACGUUGCUUACUACGCUAACGUGUUGAUCUAUAGCGAUGGUUCGAUGUACUGGCUGCCUCCUGCCAUCUACCGCAGCACCUGCGCAAUUGAAAUCACCUACUUCCCCUUCGAUUAUCAAAAYUGCACUCUGGUAUUCAGAUCCCAGACGUACAGUGCCAACGAGCUGGACCUGAUCUUGGCUGUGGAAGAGAAGGAAACUAUUGAGUGGGUUCAUAUUGACCCUGAGGCUUUCACAGAGAAUGGGGAGUGGGCCAUUGUCCAUCGCCCGGCCAGGAAGAUGUUCAACAAGCAGUAUACUCCAGACGACCUGGAGUACCAGGAGAUCAUGUUCAAUCUGGUUAUCCAAAGGAAGCCACUGUUCUACAUCAUCAACGUCAUCUUGCCCUGCUCCCUCAUCUCCUCGUUGGUUGUACUGGCCUAUUUCCUCCCUGCACAAGCUGGAGGACAAAAGUUGACUGUGUCCAUCUCUGUCUUGCUGGCUCAAACUGUCUUCCUCUUCCUCAUUGCUCAGAAGGUGCCUGAGACUUCCCUCUCUGUCCCUCUGAUCGGCAAGUAUCUGAUCUUUGUCAUGAGUGUCACCACUCUCAUUGCCACCAAUCAGAUUGUGGUGCUGAACUUCUCGCUGCGCAGCCCGAGCACUCACAUCAUGUCCCACAGCAUCAAGCAUUUGUUCUUAGAAAUGGUGCCUCGCUUCUUGGGUAUGUCCCCACUGAUAGAUGACAGCGAGGUAACGGCGGAGGUAAACGGCGUGAGGGAGCGGCGGCGCAGCUCGUUCGGCCUCAUGCAGCGAGCUGAGGAAUAUGUGCUGAAACAGCCUCGCAGUGAAAUGCUGUUCGACAAACAGAGGGAGAGACAUGGACUCACUCAGUCCAUCGUAAACAACAUAGAUGUCAGCAGCACUGCCAACCUGUAUAAAAGUUUGGCCCAGGCUGCGCCAGAGAUCAAGCAGUGUGUGGACGCCUGCAACUUCAUCGCUGAGAGCAAAAGACAGCAAAAUGACAUUGGAUCUGAAAUUGAAAGCUGGGUACUGAUUGGGAAGAUGAUCGACAAGGUGUGUUUCUGGGGUGCCAUUCUCCUCUUCAUCGUUGGCAGUGUGGGAAUCUUCCUAACGGGACACUUCAACCGAGCGCCAGAGUUUCCAUUUCAAGGAGACAGCAAAAAAUAUAUCCCAACUGUACCGUAGUUGAUUAAAAACACAAAAUAAAUUCAUUUAAAAGAAGGUUCUUGCCACCGUUGAAACAUUUAUGAGUUUCACCAAACCUCGUGCUGUUUACGUGGAAACAGUUCAGCUUGUGAACUCCCCCAGACUGAGAUCCAGGGUUCAGUUAAGUCUGGUGAAUGGACUUAUCUUCAUAAAACCCUUGUUAGGMAGCUGAGCGUUUCGAUUUAAACUUCAACUUCAAACCUGAAGGGAUGUUUUAACUGAAUAAAACACUGAACAAAUAUGGUUCAUUGUAGUUUAAACUUAAAAGAAAAAGAAAAAAAGAUGAUGUUAUUAUGUGCAUAUUGUGUAACUGUUUGAAAAAGCUCGCCAUUAACUAAAUAGAUAUUUUUGUUUAAUUCUAAAGCUGCAAAUCUCAAGAUUUUUAGGAAACAUGCAGACUGAAAAAUACUAGUCUACAUAGUUUACUGUCUUAAAAAUAUUAUUUACAAGAGCCAGUCACUCUGAAUAAAAGCCUUACAUUUCUUACAGUUUUAUGAUUUGAUUUUUUAUUAAAUAGAUCAGUAAGUUAUUGUUUUGAGAUCAAUAAAAAACUGUAUUUUAUCCAUAUGUUCAAUAAGUAAAAUUAUAAGGAUAAGUUACACCAAAUGGUAAGUGUUUUGUGGUUUCUUUGCAUAAUUUAUUUUCUUUUGUUGUUGUUAUUUCUUUUUAAUUAUAGAGAAACUUGUGUUGUCCAGAUUCCACCUGACAACAGGGUGUUAGGCGAURAUUGUUUUGAUUUUAUAAAUUGUUUAAUUUUGUUUUGUAAGCUUGGUUAGUUUUUAAAAACAACAACAAAAAGAGCAAACAUUUUUGUGUAUUUAAAAUGGUUAUACUGAGGUCAUUUCCAGGCAAUUAAUGGAUAAAACUUAAGAAUAAUCAGAUAAAAUUAGUUUGUGAUAUUAUUCACAAUUGUGCUUUCAUGAAGACAGUGCAGUUUUUUGUUGUAAGUGCAAUAAAAUGAUUUUCUUUCAAAUGUAAAAUAAACCUAAUUCUUUCUUCUUCUGUUA